GGGCAUGAAUGUGCACUGCGUCUAUUAUUAUCCAGAGGAGCCAGUGUGGAUAUAGAUGGCGCUCAUGGGACGCCCCUGCACACUGCUUCUUACUAUGGGAAUGCUGGUGCUUUGAAGAUUUUGUUGGACCACCAUGCAGAUGGUGUCAGAAGUUUCAUGUACCCCUCUACUUAUGGCUCUUAAUUCUACCAAGCAUGGAGUGAGUGAAUCUGACUCACUGAACUGUGUCAAGCUACUUGUCAAGGCUGGUGCUGACAUGGAUUCUGCUAAUCCGUACACUCCCUUGGUGGUGGCAGCUACGUAUGGAUUGGCUGAUUGUAUUAAGUACUUGCUAGAGGCUGGUGCAAAUCCUAACAUUCCGGAUGAGCAGUGUGGUACGACACCAAUAGAAAUCGUUGCAGACUCUGGAAGAAGAGAGCUCGUGGACAUUCUAUUUCCAUACACCAAACCCGUUCAAUGUGUGCCAAGCUGGAGUGUUGAUGGAAUCAUUACCCAUGUAAAAUCAAAGCACUUGAAGGACAAGGACAAGGUAGGUCAAGAUAAGAAGGCUGAGCUGAAAUCACUUGGUGCAAAAGCAGUAGAGGAGAAGGACUACGCCGGUGCAUCAAAAUUCUACAGUGAGGCAAUCAAAGUGGAUCCUGAAGAUGCAACGCUCUAUUCAAACAGGAGCCUUUGCCAUCUAAGGAUUGGUGAAGCACAUGAUGCUCUGGUGGAUGCCAAUGCUUGCAUAAGGCUGCAGCCUGAUUGGCCAAAAGGUUACUGGCGGAAAGGAGCUGCCUUCACUCAAGGAUCACAAGGAAGCAUGCGACACGUACAUGGCUGCGAUGAAGCUGGAUCCUGCCAGUCAGGAGAUCCGUGAAGCAUUUUGGGGUGCCGUUGCGGCAAUGAAGGAGGAACUUGACGCUGUGUCCAGCGGCAGCUCAUCUGAAUCUGAUUAGGGCCUGCAUGGGCGGGCUGGUUUCGGCUGUGCUCACUGGUUCCCUUCCGGCUUGUUUUACGUCUGGUGAUCUCGUUUUUGUCUGAGAAACCGUGAAACGUUGCGUUGUUGCUACAUGGCCAUGGGUGCUUGCGUGUGCGAGCGCUUUAAUCAGUUUUGGCACUUAAUUCAUCCAAAUCCGUCUAGAACGCUCCUGAUGCGCGCCAUUUUGAACUUUUUUCCCAGUUAGGCCGCGCUUGGCAUCGAUGUAAUUAAAUACAGGUGUAACUUACUGGCCAAGAGCUAUUUCCUGCCAGAAAUGAAAACGACUGGUGGAGGUCUAAGUUUUACAGGGGUAUUUGAAAUGGAAA
Molecule: messenger RNA, 1287 nt
Organism: Aegilops tauschii subsp. strangulata
Lineage: Eukaryota; Viridiplantae; Streptophyta; Magnoliopsida; Poales; Poaceae
Molecular function (GO): protein binding
Source: RefSeq, a predicted model, not a curated record